Acromyrmex echinatior (Panamanian leafcutter ant) is the source of this 579-nucleotide messenger RNA. RefSeq lists its product as uncharacterized. Lineage: Eukaryota; Metazoa; Arthropoda; Insecta; Hymenoptera; Formicidae. The record is from RefSeq and is a predicted model, not a curated record.
AUGACUGAAAACCUAUUAGGUUAUUUAUCAUUAGGAAUAAGAGCUGAUGAAGCAAAAGACAUUGCUUUUAAUGCUGGAAUUAAAGCUGAUUCAUUUCCAUGUUAUCCUUAUAAUACUGGUGUGAAUUUAAAGCUAAUAAUGUCUAUUUCAAAUAUUAUAGCACAAACAAAAGUUUUCGAGUUAUUUACAGUAAAUUUCAAUGACUUAGUUAAGGAAGGAUCUGUAAUUCAAACAGUUAUGGUACAUCCAGUUCCACCAAAAAUCCGUGGCCAACAAGAGAAACAUGGAAACCUCGAAGUAACAUCUUUAAUGGGUGAACAAUUCUUAUUUACUGCUGGAAUUGUAUUCUGCGCUCAACUAUGGAAGAAAGGAUCGACUAAAACGAGUGCAAAAUCUUGGUCAUGUGCUAUUCCAGUUAACAGGACAUGGAUAACAAAUAGAAAUGAGAGAAGAAACUUUCUUCCUCUUCAUUAUCGACAAGAAGUUUUCAGAUUGACACCUGAAUUCGGUCAAAACUAUCGGGCUCAAAUAGUAAAAGUUUUUAUGAUGAAAAAAAGAAAUGCAACACAACAGCAUUAA